Arachis duranensis is the source of this 2984-nucleotide messenger RNA. RefSeq lists its product as uncharacterized. NCBI's taxonomy places the organism in Eukaryota, Viridiplantae, Streptophyta, Magnoliopsida, Fabales, Fabaceae. The record is from RefSeq and is a predicted model, not a curated record. The coding region runs from base 323 to 2818 and encodes 831 amino acids. The transcript has a single exon.
UUUGGUUGACUCAUACUUUCUCUCUCUUGUUUCUCUCUCCUACUUUUCUCUCCUUCUCCUCUCUUUCUUUCUUUCUUUCUCACCUUCCCUGUUCAUGGCACCUCUCUAUAUUCACACACUCUCACUCACUCACACUCUCACAAUCACAAACACAAUCACACUCUCUUAAAACCUCUUCCAUCUUCUUCUUGUUCCUCCUCUUUUUCUUCUUGUUUUUCUCUGGGACAAUUCAUCAAACACUUAGUCUUCUUCUUUUUCUGCUUCCAUUAAUAACAUUCCAAUUCAGCACAAGUGGCAGUGGGUGAUGACCCUUUAUGGCUAAAUGCCCCAAAACGAGACUCACUGCCACCACCCCAAUGGUGACGCCACCACCCUCACCACCACCCCCAACCACCAUAACAACCACCCUGUUCUGACCCUUCACCUCAAAGACCCCAUUUUGGAACAAAAUUCAGACACCCUUUUCACACCAACACCAACAAUGGCUUCCACAAACUCCACCAACUCCACCGACCCUCUUCCUUCCCCUGAUGACAUCGCCGCCAAAGCCCUCACAAAACGCUUCGACGCACUCAUCACGGUUCGAACCAAAGCCAUAAAGGGAAAGGGUGCUUGGUACUGGACCCAUCUCGAACCCAUUCUUGUUCGGAACCCCGAUUCCGGCGCCCCCAAAUCGGUGAAACUCAAGUGUUCUCUGUGUGACUCUGUUUUCUCUGCUUCCAACCCUUCAAGAACAGCUUCCGAGCAUCUCAAGAGGGGCACGUGUCCCAAUUUCAGCACAGGAUUGAGGCCCGGUUCGGUUCCUUCUCCGCUUCCAAUCUCAGUGGUCAACACCGGUUCGAACCAUAGCAACAAUAGCAGGAAGAGGGCUUCACCUGCUUCACCUGCUCCUUAUCAAAAUCAUGCCUUGGCAAUGGUGGAGUCUUCAAAGUUUGGUCCUUUUGGUGGUGAAAUUGGGUACACUCAGGUGCAUGGUAACUCUGUGAACCAGCACCAUCAUCAUAACCAGCAUCAGCAUCAUCAUCAGCAGCAGCAUUUAGUGCUGUCUGGUGGGAAGGAAGAUUUGUGUGCUUUGGCUAUGUUUGAGGACAGUGUGAAGAAGCUCAAGAGCCCUAAGACCUCACCUGGUCCUGCUUUGAGUAAGGAGCAGGUCAACUCUGCCCUUGAGUUGCUCUCUGAUUGGUUGUAUGAGACUUGUGGUUCUGUGUCUCUGGCCACAAUUGAGCACAGAAAGUUUCAGGCUUUUCUAAGCCAGGUUGGUUUGCCUGCAACAAAUACUUUGAGGCGUGAAAUCUCAGGUCCAAGGCUUGAUGCUAAGUUCAGUGAGGCCAAGGCUGAGUCUGAGGCCAAGAUAAGGGAUGCCAUGUUCUUUCAGGUGGCUAGUGAUGGUUGGAAGAAUAGGAAUUGGUAUAGUUUGUGUUGUGGUGGUGAGAAUUUGGUGAAGUUUGUGGUGAAUCUUCCCAAUGGUACUAGUGUGUUCCAGAAGGCUUUGUUCACUGGUGGAGUUGUGUCUUCCAGUUAUGCUGAGGAGGUUCUGUGGGAGACUGUGACUGGUGCCAGUGGAAGUGUUGUUCAAAGGUGUGUUGGGAUUGUUGCAGACAAGUUCAAGGCCAAGGCUUUGAGGAACUUGGAGGCUCAGAACCAUUGGAUGGUAAAUACUUCUUGUCAGCUUCAGGGGUUCAUUAGUUUAAUCAAGGAUUUUAACAACGAGCUACCACUUUUCAGGGUUGUCAUUGAGAAUUGCCUUAAGGUUGCGAAUUUUAUAGACAAUGAGUCUCAGGUCAGGAAUAGUUUUCUCAAGUACAGGAUGCAAGAGAUGGAGUAUUCAGGGUUGAUUCGAGUCCCUUCGCCGAAAUGUGACCCUUUAAAGAACUUUGCGGCUUUGUUUCCGAUGUUGGAGGACAUUUGGAGCUGUGCAAGGGUGAUCCAGAUGGUUGUGAUGGAGGAUACGUUUAAGGUAAACUGCAUGGAGGAUCCACUGGCCAGGGAGGUGGCUGCAAUGGUUCAGAAUGAGGGCUUUUGGAAUGAGUUAGAAGCCGUUUAUUCGAUUGUGAAGGUCAUAAGAGGAAUGAUUCAGGACAUUGAAGCUGAGCGACCAUUGAUUGGUAGAUGCUUGCCUCUUUGGGAGGAGUUGAGAACCAAGGUGAAAGAAUGGUGUUCCAAGUACAACAUUGCGGAAGGUCCUGUAGAGAAAAUAGUCGAAAAGAGAUUCAGAAAGAAUUAUCACCCGGCAUGGGCAGCAGCAUUUAUUCUUGAUCCGCUUUACUUGAUCAAAGACACAAGUGGAAAGUAUCUUCCUCCAUUCAAGUGCUUGACACGUGAACAGGAGAAAGAUGUAGAUAAGUUAUUGACAAGGCUUGCUUCGAGGGAAGAAGCUCAUGUUGUGUUGAUGGAGCUAAUGAAAUGGAGAUCAGAAGGGCUCGACCCUCUUUAUGCGCAGGCAGUUCAAAUAAAGCAGAGGGAUCCGGCGACGGGGAGGAUGAAAGUCGCAAACCCAUUGGGUAGUAGGCUUGUUUGGGAAACAUGCUUGAGUGAGUUCAAAUCCUUGGGGAAGAUUGCGGUAAGGCUUAUCUUUCUGCAUGCAACCUCAUGCGGAUUUAAGAGUAAUUGGUCUUUCAUGAGGAAAAUAUCUACAAAUAAACAAUCAAGAGUUGCAUUGGAAAGAGCCCAGAAAAUGGUGUAUGUUGCAGCUCAUGCCAAGCUUGAAAGGAGAGACUUUAGUAGCGAGGAAGAAAAAGAUGCAGAACUGUUUGCCAUGAGCGGCAGCAGUGAGGAGGGUAUGUUAGCUGAUGUCUAUGCUGAUGCAUCCUUAGUGUAAUGUUGCAUCUUUUUUCAACUUAUUUAGUAUUGUGUAAUUGUAGGAUUUAUCAUAUUCUUUCCAGCACUUCUAUUAUUCUCUUACCAUUUUAGUGGAAGAAAUUUUUGUGACCUGGAAUUGAAUUGAAGUAGGAGGGUAUUAGAAGAAGUAAAAAGCAUGUUAGUGA